AGAAGCAUGGAAGCCCAAAACCAAACAGAGGUUUCCGAAUUCCUUCUUCUGGGACUAACAGACAACCGAGAACUUCAGACCAUCUUCUUUGGCCUGUUUCUGUCCAUAUAUAUGAUCACUCUCUUUGGAAACCUACUCAUCAUCCUGGCUGUCAGUUUAGACUCCAAACUCCACAACCCCAUGUAUUUCUUUCUUUCCAUUCUCUCUAUCACUGACAUCUGUCUCAUCACAACCAUCAUUCCAAAGAUGCUGGUGAAUCUCCAAACGCAUACUCAGAGUAUCACCUAUUCAGGAUGUAUAACCCAGAUCUGCUUUGUCUUAGUUUUUGGUGGUAUGGAAAACUCUCUUCUUGCAGUAAUGGCCUAUGACCGCUAUGUGGCUAUCUGUUACCCAUUAAGGUACACAAUCAUUAUGAACCCCAGCCUCUGCGUCUUGCUCUCCCUCUUAUCCUUAUUAAUUAGCAUUGCGGAUGCCCUGCUUCAUAGUCUGAUGGUGCUGCGUCUGUCUUUCUGCACAGACCUGGAAAUUCCUCACUUCUUCUGUGAACUUGCUCAGAUUCUCAACCUUGCCUGUUCUGAUACUCUCAUAAAUUUUAUCCUAGUAUAUUUCGUGGCUACUGUGUGGUGUGGUAUUCCUCUUGCUGGAAUAAUUUUUUCUUACAUUCGAAUUGUCUCCUCUAUUUUGAGAAUCCCAUCAGCAGAUGGAAAAUACAAAGCUUUUUCUACUUGUGGGUCUCAUCUCUCUGUGGUUUCCUUAUUCUAUGGAACAGUUUUUGGUGUGUAUAUCAGUUCUGCACUGACGCAGUCUUCCAGGAAGGCAGCAAUAGCUUCAGUAAUGUACAGUGUGGUGCCUCAAAUUAUGAACCCUUUUAUUUAUAGCUUGAGGAACAAAGACAUGAAGGAAGCCUUGAAGAAAGUCAUCAGUAGGAUAUCUUCAUUUUAG
This is a messenger RNA of Elephantulus edwardii (Cape elephant shrew), 942 nucleotides long. RefSeq names its product olfactory receptor 7G2-like. The transcript has a single exon. Gene Ontology annotation, molecular function: olfactory receptor activity; G protein-coupled receptor activity. Lineage: Eukaryota; Metazoa; Chordata; Mammalia; Macroscelidea; Macroscelididae. The record is from RefSeq and is a predicted model, not a curated record. Gene Ontology annotation, biological process: G protein-coupled receptor signaling pathway. Gene Ontology annotation, cellular component: membrane. Bases 7 to 942 code for a protein of 311 amino acids.